Molecule: messenger RNA, 1367 nt
Organism: Puntigrus tetrazona (Sumatra barb)
Lineage: Eukaryota; Metazoa; Chordata; Actinopteri; Cypriniformes; Cyprinidae
Product: aerolysin-like protein
Exons: 2
Coding region: 137-1084 (315 amino acids)
Source: RefSeq, a predicted model, not a curated record
CAGGGUGGGUUUUUCCACGUCGUUUGGGUAUUUAAGCAGCUGUCCGGUCAAAGACAUCUCACAUUUCUGGCUUUCAUCAGAAGAACCGAUCUUGAGAAGACGUUCAUCAGUCUGCAGUCAUCUAUCUGCUUUAAAGAUGUCCAGCCCAACAACUGUUCAAAACGUUGGUGGCACAGGAGGUUGUCCCUUUUCGUUUACUGGGACGAAUAAUGGUGCCGGUUUAGAGAAGAUCGGGGUGUGGGUGGGAGAAUGCCAGGUGAAGGCCGUCAAGGUCUGGCUUUCAGACGGCAGAAGUGAAACCUUUGGCAAUCCAGACGGGCCCUAUCAAGAGUACACCUUCAAGUCCGGCGAGUGCUUCGCCUCACUGUCCCUGUGGGAGAACAAAGCAGGAACGCAUCUCGGAGCCAUCAAAUUCAAGACCAAUCAGGACGGAGAAUUUUACGCGGAGAUGACAAACGGGGGUUUAAAAAAAGAACGUCCCAUCGACAUCGGCUCUGGGUUUUGCCUGGGAGUCGAAGGAAGAGCUGAUGCGUGUAUCGACCGCGCCGGGCUCGUGUUUCUCAACGCGGUUGAAUCGGUAGUCGUGACCGAUGUCAGCUACCCCACUCUCCACCAGCUGACCCCGCAGGUGGUGGUGGAAGAGAUCAAAACGGGCUCUUACGCAAACGAAACCUCUGCCAACCAACAGCAAACAAUCGAAACCUCGAAGAAAGUGACCAAAACAUCUUCGUGGUCCAUGAGCAGGAGUUUCACUGAAACGUUUAGCGUGGUAGUGAAGGCGGGGAUCCCGGAGGUUAAAGAGAUCUCUAGAGGAUACGGUUUCAGCGUUGGAGGAGAAAGCACUUACAGCCAUGAGCACGCCGACGAGAGAGCCGAAACACUGUCUACCGCUGUAGAUGUCCCGCCGAGAAGAAAGGUGGAUGUUGACAUCACCAUCGGCAGAGUCGCGUUCGACCUGCCUUACACCGGCACGGUGAAGAUCACUUGCAAGAACGGCGCUGUGUUAGAGUACCAAACCAAGGGCCAAUACAAAGGCGUCACUUACACUGACAUCAAAGUGAAUACUAAAGAAUCCGAUCUGUAAUGUUGAGGCAGAUUGUUCUUGGCUGGGCUUUAUCGGCAGUGUAUCUACAUUUGAUCUCGUUGUGGCUUCCACUGGUGCCUUCGAACGUGCUCAAUGGUUUUAAACCGGAAAGAUACAUACUCAGCUUGUCCUUUCCAAACUGAUCACUUGUGAUUCUGCUACAAAGCAUUCAUAUAGCUUCAUUAAUUUAGUAAUCAUCGCUGCUAACAAAUUAUGUGAAUUACUUCAUCACGUACGAAUUGCUGAUGUUUAAUCAAAUAUGUAAUAAAAGCAUUGCAUUUUA